Messenger RNA from Manis javanica (Malayan pangolin), 5881 nucleotides. Its product is annotated as rab proteins geranylgeranyltransferase component A 2-like. Gene Ontology annotation, cellular component: Rab-protein geranylgeranyltransferase complex; cytosol; nucleus. The record is from RefSeq and is a predicted model, not a curated record. Gene Ontology annotation, biological process: small GTPase-mediated signal transduction; protein geranylgeranylation; intracellular protein transport. Gene Ontology annotation, molecular function: GDP-dissociation inhibitor activity. Lineage: Eukaryota; Metazoa; Chordata; Mammalia; Pholidota; Manidae.
CUCCUCUGAGCCUUCAGCCUAGACUCAUACACCAUGCCUUCAUCUGAAGUUGUCACCAGAGACUUUUGCUCCCAGGAUGGCAGACGGUCUCCCCACAGAGUUUGAUGUAGUUAUACUAGGAACAGGUUUGCCUGAAUCCAUCCUGGCAGCAGCAUGUUCAAGAAGUGGCCAGAGGGUUCUGCAUCUUGAUUCGAGAAGUUACUAUGGAGGAAACUGGGCUAGUUUCAGCUUUUCAGGAUUGCUCUCCUGGUUGAGGGAAUAUCAGCAAAACAGCAACACUGAGGAAGAAAGUACUGCUGCAUGGCAAGACCUAAUCCAGGACACAGAAGAAGCCAUCACUCUUCGCAGAAAGGAUAACACCAUUCAACACACAGAAGUUUUUUGCUAUACCAGUCAGGACGUGGAUGACGGCAUUGAAGAGACUGAUGAUCUGCAAAAAAAUCCUUCCUCAGUGACAUCUACCACCCUCACUCAAUGUCUGGAUUCUACAUACUUGUCUGAAGAAACACACACAUUAAAUGUCACAAGUUAUGAAAUGCCUGCCAAAGACACUCCAAAAUGUGACAGAAAGAUUUCACCAGAAGUAACUGGUGUAGAGGACACCAUAGCAAAAGAGAAGUAUUGUGGAGAUAGCACUGGUCUUUUACACAGUGUCAGACAGAGAGAAAGAUGAAAAAAAGCCUAUAAUGGAAAACAACAUGAAUCCACCACAGAGAAAUAGGAUUACUUACUCUCAAAUAGUUAAAGAAGGCAAGAGGUUUAAUAUUGAUUUGGUAUCAAAGCUGCUGUAUUCUCAAGGAUUGCUAAUUGAUCUUUUAAUUAAAUCAAAUGUUAGUCGUUACACAGAAUUUAAAAAUGUCACCAGGAUUCUUGCAUUUCGAGAAGGAAGAGUGGAACAAGUACCUUGCUCCAGAGCAGAUGUCUUUAAUAGCAAAGAACUCACUAUGGUUGAAAAGAGGGUGUUAAUGAAAUUUCUUACAUUUUGUUUAAACUAUGAACGACAUCCGGAUGAAUACCAAGCUUUCAUGCAAUGCUCAUUUUCAGAGUACUUAAAAACUAAAAAAUUAACCCCCAACCUUCAACAUUUUGUACUGCACUCAUUCGCAAUGACAGAGUCAUCUUGCACUACAAUCGAUGGACUCAAAGCAACAAAAAACUUCCUUCAGUGUCUUGGAUGAUUUGGCAACACUCCCUUUUUAUUUCCCUUGUAUGGCCAAGGGGAAAUUCCCCAGGGUUUCUGCAGGAUGUGCGCAGUUCUGGGUGGAAUCUAUUGCCUUUGCCAUAAAGUACAAUGCCUUGUAGUUGACAAAGAAUCAGGAAGAUGUAAAGCCAUUAUAGAUCACCUUGGUCAAAGAAUAAACACUAAGUAUUUCAUUGUGGAGGACAGUUACCUUUCUGAGGAAACAUGCUCAAAUGUGCAGUACAAGCACAUCUCCAGGGCCGUGCUCAUCACAGAUCAGUCUGUACUAAAGGCAGAUUCAGAUCAGCAGAUUUCUGUUUUGGUAGUGCCUCCCAUGGCACCAGGAACAUGUGCUGUUCGGGUCACUGAAUUAUGUUCUUCAACCAUGACAUGCAUGAAAGACACCUAUAUGGUACAUCUGACAUGCUCAUAUUCUAAAACAGCAAGAGAAGACUUAGAAUCACUGGUGAAGAAAUUAUUCACCCCAUAUGCUGAAACAGAAUUAGACAAGGAAGAACUUAUAAAGCUAAGGGUCUUAUGGGCUCUGUACUUUAAUAUGAGGGACUCAUCGGCCAUCAGCAGAAGCUCAUAUGAUGGUUUGCCUUCCAAUGUUUAUGUCUGCUCUGGGCCUGACUGUGGGCUGGGAAGUGGGCAUGCAGUGAAGCAAGCUGAAGCACUCUUCCAGGAGAUCUUUCCAAACGAAGAAUUCUGGCCCCCACUGCCUAAUCCAGAGGACCUCAUCUUUGAUGCUGAUGAUAAGCAACCAAGGCUUCUGGAACCAAUAUUAUAAUACCAGACAGACUAGAAUCUUAAUGAGGGAAGAAAACAUUUAGAAAGCCCCGGGAAGCACCUUCAAAAUUAGAAGAAAAGCAAACUGGAAACACUGCUUUGGGUCUUCAUCCUGGCAUCAGAAUAUUCUCAUUGAAAGGACAGUUUCCUGUAUGAGUUACUACAACUGGUCAUAUAAUGAAUGCUAUGCAGAUGUUAUCUUUAAUUCUGUUUGAGACAUUCGGUCUUUGUGUGUCUUCGUUAAUCUAUCAGUAACUGAUUUAUUGCUUAUUGGACAUUUUUUGUUUCAGAAUGGACUUCAUGAUCCAAGAUCUUAAACAAGCUUAGCUUUAAUUGAGUGGUGGCUAUAUAUAUUUAUAUAUAUAUAUAUAUAUAUAUGACGGUUCCAUAUUAUCAACUGUGCCUAAAGGAAGUUAAUAUUGUAUCUGCUAAUGAUCAUCAGAUUUUAUUAUUGUCCACAAUAACAAGUAGUAAUAUCUAAGGAAUAUUUUAAUUACUUUUGGAGCUAUUACAGUUGCUACCACCUCUAAAUAGUGAAACACACACAUACAGAAUAAAUUAUGUGGGUCUCUUGUAUGUGAUAGAAACAUACAGACGUGGUGGCAAUAUGUAAUGUCACAGUGGCAAUCGCAUCUAAUGUAAGUUCCAAGUAUGAUAAAAUACCUUUGUCUGUAAUUGUUCAGAGAUUGACUUUGCAUGAUCCUUUAUUUGUGAAGGUCUGAUCUUGCAGUUUGAUCCUCCUGCUUGACCCUUGUAACCUAUGAGCAGUGACAUCACCACCACCUACAUUACAAAGCAUCAAAGAUUUCAGUUAGUGGUUGAAGAGCUCCUCCUUGUGAGGUUCAUUCCAAAGAAAAUCUAGGAGAUAAGAUUAGUUCUGGUUUAAUACUUCAGAAAACUUCUGCACAGCCUUGCUCUGGCACCUGAAAUAACUCAACUUCCAACAAUUAACUCAAGCCAAAAGGAAAAAUUAAUUUCCCCAAGAAAGAAUCUUUCAGAGUGGCCAUUCUGAAAUCCCUAAGGAGACACUGGGCGAGGCAGUUUUAACCUGGGAUCAAAUAGAUUUCCCAAGGUUUCUCAGUGAGUGUGACGUACCACCUGGUGGGCUCUACCCAUCAUUCCUGAUAGGAGUGAGUCAAAGAAUUCACCACGUCCCUUCAUCUGUGGCUGCCUUACAAAAAGGGAGAUCACUGCCUUCACAGUCGCUUCUGCCUCUUGACUAUUGACUGGAGGAGAGAAACAUUUUUUUUCCCUAGAACUAGAAGUCACUAAAAAAAAAAAAAAGUUGUCCUCUAGUGGUGAGAACCAGUGGAGCUGUCAGAAGAGGUGAACUUCCUUUGAGUCCCCGUUUUCAUUCCUCAGAGGCAGAAGGAUGAUCCUUUAGGAAGAGAGCCCUUGAUGGCAGUUUUUGUUCUCAAACAGCCUUUACCAUGUGCUUUCACAUUAUAGCUUCUUAGCAACCCUGUGAGGCAGAUAUUAUUAAGUAUAGUUUCAAAGAGGAAAUAAAGACUUCAUCAUUGAUGAUCUGCUCAGAGUCUGUUACGUGGAAGAGCCAGCAUAGGAAGCCAGACGCUGGUCUCUCAGCAUUACUGAAUGGCAGAGAUGUGAAGAUCAGCAUUAAUUAAAAAUAAAUAUACUUUAGAGCUAGCUAUGGAGCUCAUUGAAGUAAAUUUAGCUAAGUUUUAAAAAAAUAAUGCUUUUUAAUAAGUAUCUUUUGAUCUGAACAUCAUGUUAUAAAAAAUACAGAGGUUGCUAGACCAAAAUAUGCUCUGAAUAGUCUUUUUUUUGCUUUUUUAUAUACUUGGAAAAUGAAACAAAGGUUUAAGUAAUAUAUAGCUCACUGAAGGUGGAGAACUCACGAAUUGGUAUUAAUAUUUAUGUACUUCUUAAAUACAGUAAAAAAAAAAGUUUUCAUUGGGUAGAUCCUAAAGUUUAAACCUAUCAAAACAAUUUCAUUAUCUAUAAAAUAGAAAGACUACUUUGAAGAAUUAUUGUGAGGAUUAGAUCUUAUAAUGUAUAUUAACUCAUUUCCAAAGGAAUGCCAAGAGGUGAUAGUGUGUAAGACUUAAACACUUCCACUUAACAUCCCAACUGAUGUUUUAUUGGACAGAAUUGUGAUAAAUUAUUUGGGAAAAUAAGUAAGCACAGAUAGAUAUUUCUUUUAACUUUGGGGAAAAAAUUGGAAAUCUUGCCCUUCAAAUCCUUAAAACAUGCUGUUAAGUAACUUUUCUAAAUAUACUAUAAUGCUGAAUAGAAAGUUUAAGACAAAAACCAAAGAAAGCAAGAAAUAUAUAAUAAUCAUUACAAAGUCAUUGGAAAGAUGAUUGGAAAUUAUUGGAAAGACUAGCUGGAUGUCAGUAUGAAAAAAGAAAUUAGCUACGUUUCAUAUGUGAUAAGACAAUUCAUUCGAGAUGAAUUAAAAUGUUAUAAAGGUAAAAAUUAAAAGACUACAGUUGUCAUCUCUAUCACGGUGUUGUCUGGUGGCCUCUGCCAAGGGAGGGCUUACCUGGGCACUGCAGUGAGACCUCUCCUUAGAGACUGCCGCAGUUGGGUUCCUGAUUCUGAUCAAGAAAUAAUUCAUGCCCAAGUGAAGCAGGUGCAAGCAAAGGGUAGUUUAUUAAAGUGAAAGUACACACUCAAGGAGGGAGUCAGUGUGUUAGCAUGCUGGAGUUCGGGUUGGGUGGUCUUACAGCUGGAGUGUGAACAAGGGAUGGUAUUUUCUGCAGGUGGGAGGAUUAGGGGCUACACCCUCUUAAUGCCCUGACAUAGUCAGCCUAGAACUUUCAUGGCACCAUGGGGUGUGAUGUUUAAUAUGUUAAUGAGCACAGAAUGUACUUGGGGUAACUGGGUUACCUUUCUUCUGCAUCUGGAAUCUAGCUGGUUUGCUUUUGCUUAAGUUGUUUUGCCAUCAGCUAUCUACCUAGUGUCUUACUGGUUUGUUUUCCCUUACCCAGCUUGUUUUACUAGCUGCUACAUGAACUGGCCUCAGCUACUAAUAUCUGGAGUUUCUUGACUUGCCUAAGUCCUGACUAUCUUGCUGAACUACACUGCCUAUGUCAGUGGUACAAAAGGAACAUUAUGGUAGUGAAAACCAUUGUUGACAAGGCAGAGGAGACCAACUAAAAGAAAAAGGAAAAAUAUAUCUUGAACAGGAAGAAGAUAGAAGAGAUAGAAUUUAAAAAAUUUAUUAUUUCCAUGCAUUACACAUGGAUAAAGUGCUCAAUACUCUUUAAAAAGCAGAUGCAAAUCCAUAAGGCUUUCUAUUCUUUACUAAGCAAAUUUAUGAAAGGGUAGAGUAUAAAUGAGAAAAUACAAGUCAAAGUCAACUCAUAGGAUGACAUUCAGAUUUUCUAAUAUUAAAAAUGCAAAUUGAAACACCUUUGACCUAGUUCAUGCUAUUACAUUAGCAAAAAGAAUUCCAAAUUGUAUAUGUCUUCAUAUCAGUAGUAUUUGUUAUUGUAGGUUUUUAUAAGAAUUAUCUCAAUGACUUUAACAAGAGCUAUAUAACCAAUCUGUCUUUUGAUAGAUCUAACUCACUUUGAGUAGGAUAUGCCCAGGAAAAUAUUUAAAAGAAAAAUAAGCUACUUGUACAGCAAUUCUGUUCAUAUGAGGUUUUUUUUUUUUAAAAAAAGGCCCAGUAGGGAAAUGGAUAAGUAAAUUUUGGUGUAUUGCUAGUGCUAUCAGACUGUUAUGUAAGCAUUAAGUAAUUUUAGUAUAUGUAAAACUGGAAGAAAUGUUUAAAUGAGACUCAAAAGUGUUAGAACAGAUUGUUGUUAUUUAUUAAUUAUAUUUGUGUAAAAAUCUAGAUCUCUGUGUUGAAGAUUCAGAAUUAAAUGUAAUUAAUUGGAGUUUGAUGAAAAGGGAUUCUUUAUUUUUGUCUGUAAAAUAUUGAUGUGUGCAAUAAAAAAUAAA